Staurois parvus is the source of this 465-nucleotide messenger RNA. The record is from the annotation of a GenBank genome assembly. NCBI's taxonomy places the organism in Eukaryota, Metazoa, Chordata, Amphibia, Anura, Ranidae.
UGUACUUUGUCUGCAGUCUCUGGUCAUCUCCUGUACUGUGUCCGCAGUCUCUGGUCAUCCCCUGUACUACGUCCGCAGUCUCUGGUCAUCCCCUGUACCACGUCCGCAGUCUCUGGUCAUUCCCUGUACCACGUCCGCAGUCUCUGGUCAUCCCCUGUACCACGUCCGCAGUCUCUGGUCAUCCCCUGUACCACGUCCGCAGUCUCUGGUCAUCCCCUGUACCACGUCCGCAGUCUCUGGUCAUCCCCUGUACCACGUCCGCAGUCUCUGGUCAUCCCCUGUACUAAGUCCGCAGUCUCUGGUCAUUUCCUGUACUACGUCCACAGUCUCUGGUCAUUUCCUGUACUACGUCCGCAGUCUCUGGUCAUUUCCUGUACUACGUCCGCAGUCUCUGGUCAUUUCCUGUACUACGUCCGCAGUCUCUGGUCAUUUCCUGUACUAUGUCUGCAGUCUCUGGUCAUUUCC